CAUUCGACUGUCCAGACUUGUUGUCGUCUGAGGCCGUUCCUAAUUUUUUGUGUUUAUAGAUUCUGCAUAUUAUCUCAAAGGAAUGUCAUAUUUUCUUAAUAGAGAUAAAACAGCAGCGACGAUCGCCUGUCAAAUAGAGCUAGAAUAGUUGUAUCCUGUUAUAAGAGAAUAACUACAAUUACUAUACUGAAGUUUUCUCAAGUUACAGCUCGCUAGCUAACGUUAUCGUUCGGGCUGGGUGUGGACUGCCAAUGGCGUGUGUAGAGACAUCAGAUGACAGAGUAGGAGAGGUCCUGCUGAAAAGAGUGAUGCAGGAGCAGCUGGAUGAGGUGUUGUCAUCAGAAGUCCCGGUAGUGGUCUCCACAGAAACCCAGGAAUUGGAGAGUGAGCAGGAGCAGAAGAUGGUGUUACAGCUGGCUGUGAUGAUACGUACCAUCGGAGACGCCUUCAAGGAGAACAGGGAGCUGGACGACAACAGUGUGAUAGAUGGAAUGGUGGGGCAAAUGACCAGCAAGCCCAGCUACUGGAAGUUGGUAGAAAAGGUAUUUGAGGACGGUCAAAUCACCUGGGAGAGAAUUGCUGUUCUGUUCUACGUAGCAGGGAGGAUAGCUGUCAAGGUGGUGAUUGCUAACCUCCCCGAGUUAGUGAAGGACAUUCUGAAGUGGACUCUGGAGUACUUCAGAAGCAAAUUACUGGACUGGAUCCAGAAACAUGGAGGAUGGAUGAACAGUUUCGCUGAGCUGGCACGUGUACAGGUGGAGAGGAUAUCCUCUAUGAGCGCCCGGUCCUCAGGACUCAUCCUGGUCUUCCUCGGAGGUGUCAUAAUGGGUAGUGUUAUCACCUGGAAACUGGUCAGGAGGACCUGACACACACACACACACACACACACACACACACACACACAUACAUACACAGUCCCACUCCGGUUCAAACGCAAUUGUUUGACAUGACAUGCAAACGUGUGGGCGUGCACACACACACACACACACACACAAAUACAUUUGUUUACCUAGUCUAUGUAUUAUUAGUUACCUACCUUCUGGUUUGCUCUGGAUAAAUAAGAUGACCAGAUGCUGCUGGAAGUGGUGUUGGAGAGCCAGUAGGAGGCACUCUUUCCUCUGGUCUAAAACAAAUAUCUCCCAAUGUCCCAGUGCAAAGAUUGGGGACAUUGCCCUCUGUCGGGUGCCGUCUUUUGGAUGGGACGUUAAAACGGUUGUCCUGACUCUCUGUGGUUAAUAAAGAUCACAUGGCACUUAUCGUAUGAGUAGGGGUGUUAACCCCGGUAUCCUGGCUAAAUCCAUCUGGCCCUCAUACCAUCAUGGCCACCUAAUCAUCCCCAGCUUCUAAUUGGCUCAUUAAUCCCUCUUCCCUGUAACUAUUCCCCAGAUCGUUGCUGUAAAUGAGAAUGUGUUCUCAGUCAAUUUACCUCAACUUAAAUAAAAUGAAACUCAGUGCCUUCAGAAAGUAUUCACACCCCUAGACUUUUUCUACAUUCUGUUGUUACAAAGUGGGAUUAAAAUGAAUUGAAUACUUUUUUUGUCAACGUUCUACACAAAAUACUGUAUUACAUCUCUGCACUUAGAAAAAGAGAGCCAUCUGCACUGCUAUUUUAGUUUUCAGUUAAUCUGAUUGAAUAUUCUCUCAUCAUUGAUUUCAUCUACUUAUCUCAGCAAUUUCAGGGUUUUCUGUAUAGUUAUCUAAUGGUGUGGCAUAUUAUUCUGUUUUAAUGUUACUCUUGAAUCACAAAAAAUCUUAAACACUACUGUUGCUCACAGAGUGAGUCCAUGCAAUUUAUUAUGACUUGUUAAGCACAUUUUUACUCCUGAACUUAUUUAGGCGUGCCAUAACAAAAGGAUUGAAUACUUAUUGAC
Molecule: messenger RNA, 1871 nt
Organism: Salvelinus namaycush (lake trout)
Lineage: Eukaryota; Metazoa; Chordata; Actinopteri; Salmoniformes; Salmonidae
Product: apoptosis regulator BAX-like
Exons: 6
Coding region: 252-866 (204 amino acids)
Biological process (GO): extrinsic apoptotic signaling pathway in absence of ligand; intrinsic apoptotic signaling pathway in response to DNA damage; mitochondrial fusion
Cellular component (GO): mitochondrial outer membrane
Molecular function (GO): protein homodimerization activity; channel activity; protein heterodimerization activity
Source: RefSeq, a predicted model, not a curated record